Molecule: messenger RNA, 525 nt
Organism: Sebastes umbrosus (honeycomb rockfish)
Lineage: Eukaryota; Metazoa; Chordata; Actinopteri; Perciformes; Sebastidae
Exons: 3
Coding region: 120-476 (118 amino acids)
Source: RefSeq, a predicted model, not a curated record
CAUGACCCCAUGGACAGAGCAGACCGCUGCAUGGCUCAAGUUAUCACCCAGGGGGGCCAUUAUACACAGUCAGUGUAUCUAACCUGAUAAACUAAAACAAACAUAACAGUGGGACAAAAAUGAUGCAACACAGUGAAGCAGCUGCAGGAGGACCACAAUAUGGACAGAGGAUGAUUUUUACAGGCCCAGAUGGAAUUGGAGACUACAGACCGAGAUCAAAUUAUUUCCCCCGGUACAUCGGUGCCGGCGCCUCAUCACCUGAGGCCACAGGUGACCUCAGCUACUUGUGCCGAGCUGCACCGCACGCUGCCCCUCCCAUGCCCAAGCAGAGCUGUGUGGGGGAGGUUGGCUGGGGGUGGCAGCAUAACCAGCUGUUGAACAGUGGGACGCUGCUCAGCAACAUGCAAAUUAAGAAAACGGAGUUACGGACAGCGUUGGAGGACAGAGUGACUCACAGGUUCCAGAGUGAACAGUGAAACAGCAUUUGUAAUCCUCACAUUGGAUGCGUUGAAUCCCUCAGAAUCA